Ochlerotatus camptorhynchus is the source of this 372-nucleotide messenger RNA. RefSeq lists its product as uncharacterized. Lineage: Eukaryota; Metazoa; Arthropoda; Insecta; Diptera; Culicidae. Gene Ontology annotation, molecular function: nucleic acid binding. The record is from RefSeq and is a predicted model, not a curated record. The coding region runs from base 1 to 372 and encodes 123 amino acids. The transcript has a single exon.
AUGAAUGUCAUCGAAUCUGUCCUGGCUAACAACAGCAUAACUUGGCACAUGACACCACCGAAAGCACCUCACUUCGGCGGUUUAUGGGAGGCCGCAGUUAAAGUCGCUAAAAAGCAGCUGUAUCGGCAACUAGGAAAUUCUCGCCUCCAAUUCGAAGCCAUGUCAACGGUGCUCACACAAAUCGAGGCCAGCAUGAACUCUCGUCCACUUGUUCCACUAUCGGAGGAUCCUGAAGACCUUACUGCACUGACACCCGGCCACUUUUUGAUCGGUGCACCUAUGCAAUCCCUGCCUGACCACGACGUUCGUUGCAUCCCUACCGAUCGCUUGAGCCAUUAUCAACAGCUGCAGCAGCUGCAUCAAAACUUCUAG